AUGAAUCAUUCAUCCCGGCGCAAUGUGAACUCCCUCAUCGUAGGCAGGAGACGCUUUGGUGUACUUGACGACAACCACUCUUCGCCUGGGAGGCACACUGACCGCAUCUGGUGUAACUCCACCGUGAAACGGCAUCGCACUGUCGCUUCGAAGAGCAGUCGCUCGAGGGGGAGACUUCAUCCACCCUCACUCUGGGGCACAGAGAUGCGCCGUACACCACUGUGGGUUAUUUCACCAGCAGUGUGGAUACGAGCACCACCACCAGGAACCGCCUUCGGCCUGCAAAGCCUGACGACAUCUCACCGCUUCGUAUCACAGUCGUCCCACAGCGCGGAACCACCGGCAUGA
Messenger RNA from Trypanosoma grayi, 348 nucleotides. RefSeq lists its product as hypothetical. The record is from RefSeq and is a predicted model, not a curated record. Lineage: Eukaryota; Euglenozoa; Kinetoplastea; Trypanosomatida; Trypanosomatidae. Bases 1 to 348 code for a protein of 115 amino acids. The transcript has a single exon.